CGUUGGUAAACUUAGUCUAUCAUGAGUCGUGUGAAUGAAGUCAUGGAUUCUACAAGCAAUCGUGUAACUGGAUGUUUAAAAGGUAUAGGGUUACUGAUAACAGUUGUCAUUAUGAUACUUCCAGCCGUUGUAGGUUCUCUUAAUAAAAGACUUGUUCCAGAUUUUCCAGAUGAAAACGAAGUUUAUCAAUGGGCAAUGAAGCUAGACAGGAGUUUUGCUGAGUUAUUUGACAGAAUAACUGGCAUUGAAAUGUUAAAUAAGAAUUAUAUGAAACUAAGCUCCAAGAAGAAACUGAUUCCAUUAGAUGGUACAACAUUGGUUGAGAACAUGUCAAGAGCUUUAGCAGAUGCUCUGAAGAAGAAGAUGGAUGCUUUACAGAGACUGGUUGAUCAGGCUGAAGAUGCAGUGCAGAAUUACACAUAUGAUCCUGAAAUAGAGAGAGAUGAUGUGCAUUGGGUUAGUAUGAAAAGCUUCAUGGAAAAUGAUCCCAGAUUAGUGUAUGAUAAAAAGUUCAGAAAGGGAGUCAACAAGAGUUAUUCAGCUGUCCACAUCCCUCUUGAGAUAUAUGAAGGUUACCCUGAAAUAUUAAAUGGAUUAAAGUGGUCAGCAGCACUAGAUCCUAUUUUUAGGAAGAAUGCAGAAGAAGACAAAAACUUGAUGUGGCAGUACUUUGGUAGUCAAGUUGGUUUUAUGAGAACAUUUCCUGCUAACAAAUGGAAAACAGCAAAUCCAGAGUUGCCAGACCUGUAUGAUGUACGAAGACGGCCCUGGUAUGUCCAUGGCUCAAGCUCGCCGAAAGAUAUGUUGAUUUUACUGGACACGAGCGGUAGUAUGCAUGGUCAGAACAUGGAGAUAAUGAAGAUUGCUGCAAAGUCUUUGCUAAACACUUUGGGGGUUAAUGAUUUUGUCAAUGUUGCAUGGUUUAGUGAGAAGGCUGGUUGGGUGACCUGUUUCAAAACAUUUGUCCAAGCUAAUCGAAGAAACAAGAGGGUGUUUUUCAAUGGUAUUGAUGCACUAAAAGAUGGAGACAUGGCCAGUUUGUCUAUUGGUCUGGAAUUUGCUUUUAAAGAACUAAAGAAGUUUCAGGAAAAGAAGGAAGAUUGGGAAGGAGCAGAGUGUCACCAGGUGAUAAUGGUAUUUACUGAUGGAGGCACAGAGGAGUCUUGGGAUGUCAUUGAAAAAUGGAACAAGAAGAAAAAGAUUCGAAUAUUCCUGUAUGCUGUGGGUCCUCACAUCCUUCCUUAUGCUACGCUAAAGGACAUAGCUUGUGCCAGCAAAGGAUAUUUCACUGCAAUUCCCUCUAUGGGAGCUAUUCGAACAAAAAUUCAGGAGUAUGUGAAAGUCUUGAGUCGACCCAUGGUACUUGAAGGGGAAAAGCUGUUUGAAUGGACAAAUUUUUACAUGGAUGUCAUGAGUGAUAGAAUGUUGACGACUGUUACACUUCCUGUAUAUAACAAUACCUUCAAUGGAAAAAACCAGUCCAUAGUAGGUGUGAUGGGUGUUGAUGUUACUGACCAAGAGUUGAGGAAAAUGGAGCCUAAAGCUCAGUUGGGUCCUGGAGGAUAUUCUUUUUGUACUGACCAUGAUGGCUACAUAGUCUUCCAUCCUGGACUACCAACACAAGUUGAUUAUCUGGAUGAUCCUCCACAUUAUGAUUUAACUGAUGUGGAAAUUAACAAUAAAGAUAUUAUUUAUUAA
This is a messenger RNA of Limulus polyphemus (Atlantic horseshoe crab), 1698 nucleotides long. RefSeq names its product voltage-dependent calcium channel subunit alpha-2/delta-2-like. Lineage: Eukaryota; Metazoa; Arthropoda; Merostomata; Xiphosura; Limulidae. Gene Ontology annotation, cellular component: voltage-gated calcium channel complex. The record is from RefSeq and is a predicted model, not a curated record. The coding region runs from base 22 to 1698 and encodes 558 amino acids. The transcript is spliced from 20 exons. Gene Ontology annotation, molecular function: voltage-gated calcium channel activity.